AUGAUCAGCCAGUCCUUGAUGUGGAACAAAUUCACGCAGUCCAUUCAGGAGCCCACUGGCACUCCCCCGCUACCCAACAGAUCGGCUACUGGCACACCCGUCUUCAACCCUGGCCCGCCUACAAGAGUCCUUUCCGGUGUAUACGGUGGUAGUUCUGCUGCCCCUCCUCGGCUCACACCACGAUCCUCGUCAUUAAACCUUAAUCUCUCCAACUCAUCCAAUGUAUCUCUUGUCGGAGCUGGCUCAAGGCAAGGUACUCCGGCACCUGGUGUAGUUAAUGUCGCUGGCGGAGUAGGGUAUAGAAGUGCCGUGUCAUCCAGCAAGCCCUCAGAAGGGAAGGAAGCACUGAAGAAGCUAGGCGACAUCUUAGGUUCAAAGCCUUUAACCAAUGGUAGGGUCGAGGAAGAAGAAAGCCCUCUAGCGGCACUCAGCUUGGACGAAGAUCUGGAUUUUGGGGAUUUGUCAAUAGAUACGUUCCUUCAACAAGACACUUCAAUUCCUCAGCGGACAUCGCAGGAUCAACCCGUAAUAGAGCAGACAGUUGAGGAUUAUGAAAAGGAGAAGGACAAGUUUCAGGAUCUGCAUAGAUCAAUCAAGGCCUGUGAUGAAGUGUUACAAUCCGUCGAAUCAUACCUCUCGUCCUUCAAAACCGAUCUUGGACGCGUUAGUGCGGAGAUUGAGACUUUACAGAAUCGGUCCUUAGCCCUAAAUACUAGGCUGAAUAAUCGAAAGGAUGUGGAGAAAUUACUCGCUCCAAUUUUGGAAGAUGUAGCGCUCUCACCAGCUGUGAUACAAGUGGUAGCAGAGAGCGAUGUGAAUGAAAACUGGGUUAAAAGCUUGCAAGAAGCUGACAGGAAGAUCAAGGCCUUGGACCGGCGGAAAGCCCAAAACAUCAAAGCCGCGGAGGAUGUUAAGCCAGAGCUGGAGAAGCUAACCAACAGGGCAAUCGAGAGACUAAGAGAUUACUUUGUUACAAAGAUCAAAAGCCUUAGAAUCCCGAAUACAAACGCUCAAAUUAUCCAGCAGACCGGCUUUCUGCGAUAUAAGGAGCUGUUCGGUUUCAUGGCACGACAUCACCCUCAGCUAGCAGACGAGAUAGGGCAAGCCUACAUCAAUACGAUGCGAUGGUACUACCUGUCUCACUUCCAACGCUAUCAAAAAGCGCUGGAAAAGAUCAAACUACACAUCAUCGAAAAGAGUGAUCUUUUGGGCUUAGAGGAUACAAACAGGAGAGGCCCCCUGCUACCGGGAAUGAAGGCAUCGGUUCCGUCUUCUGUCGAUGCAAUCACAUUAGGCCGGCGAUUCGAUACCUACAAGAACCAGGAUGCGCCAUUGGUUCAGGCUCAAGCAGCUGAGGAUGAGAAAGGGAGCCACUACAUCGAACUCCCCUUCCGGUCGUACAACCUCGCUCUAGUAGAAAACGUUGCUUUCGAGUUCACCUUCCUUACAGAAUUCUUCGCUCAUAAAAAGUUCGACCAAGUAUCGAAGAUGUUUCACCAAAUCUUCGAUCCCACACUAAACGCUGGGCAGGCGUUCACGAAAUCAUUAAUCGACAAUAGCCUCGACGCUCUUGGUAUCCUCCUUUGCGUCAGGUUAAAUCAACAAUGCGCGUUCGUCUUACAAAGGAGGCGAGUGCCAGUGUUGGAGAACUAUAUCAACGGGACAAAUAUCUUACUUUGGCCACGAUUCCAGGUGGUUAUGGAUAUGCAUAGCGAGAACUUGAGAAAAUCAGCAGGAGGUUCAGGGAGGCAAUCGGCCAUUGCGACAGCGGCGAACGAUAUGGCCAGACAGAGUGCGGCUCCGCACCCUUUGACGCAGAAAUUUGCACAGUUUAUGCACUCACUGUUGUCGUUGAAUUCGGAUGGAGGCGAUGAUGAGCCAUCUACAAAUAGUUUACGGAGGAUACGAAGUGACUUUGAGGCAUUCUUAACCAAGCUCAGUGCGAGUAUAUCAGAUAAGCCGAAACGGGAACGAUUUCUAUUCAACAAUUAUUCUUUAACUUUGACCAUUAUCAGCGAUACGGAGGGUAAGCUAGCGGUUGAACAGAAGAGCCAUUUUGAGGCGUUGAUGAAAGCCUUCAGCCCAGAGCACAGCAGAUAA
Molecule: messenger RNA, 2100 nt
Organism: Orbilia oligospora ATCC 24927
Lineage: Eukaryota; Fungi; Ascomycota; Orbiliomycetes; Orbiliales; Orbiliaceae
Exons: 7
Coding region: 1-2100 (699 amino acids)
Biological process (GO): Golgi to vacuole transport; retrograde transport, endosome to Golgi; endocytic recycling
Cellular component (GO): GARP complex
Molecular function (GO): syntaxin binding
Source: RefSeq, a predicted model, not a curated record